AGCUGCUCCAGAUCUCCCCCGCUCCCCUUCCACAGAGGUGUCAUGGCCUCCUCCAGCUUCUCCCCUGUGACCCACUGCCUUCUUCUCCUCGCUGCUACUGUGGGCUCCUCAUCUGGAGAUGAAUCAUACUUCCUGAUGGUUUCCUCAGACGGCCCCAUAACGUCCGGGGCACAGGCGACAGUAAACGCCAGCUUGCUGAUAGCGAAUGAAAGCACGAGUCUCAUAGCGGACCCAGGACGCUACCAUUUCCAUUGGAUCUACACCCCUCUGCUCCUCACCCACCACUCACAGAAAGAGUCCAGCUCUGCCAUUACUGUGCGGGGCGAAUCUCCGGGGUCCUACCUUAUAUCGGCCCGGGUGACAGAAAGACACUGCUCUGCAUGUGAACCCAUCGCAAGGAACACCACAGAGCUCCAGGUUACAAGAGGAAUUGUGGGGCGUCUCGCGGUGUCACAGGCGGACAGAAACGGCACACACUGGAGAGACGGCUUCUUCUUGGCUACGAACAGCAAUGUGACAUUAUCUUUCCUCAUUCACGACCCAAGUGACUUCUUUAAGUCGGCUGCGUUCACCUACAGAUGGACCUUCGAUGACAGGAAUUCAGUUUUGUCAUCAGAUCCUUUUGUUCAUCACAACUACCCAUCACCAGGAGACUAUAAAGUGUCCCUUCACGUCACUGCUCAUCUCCAUGAUGCCAAAUACCAAAGACAUUCUGAUAAAAAAUCCGGAAUCUUCACAGCUGUCCUGACACUACAAGAUGUUAUAAGUAGUAUCACCAUCGCCGGCCCUAAAGAGACCACCACCAGGCAACGAGUCAACAUGUCUCUGCAUAUCUGUGGAAGCCCCCCUUUGACAGUCUGCUGGCUAAUCAAGUCUGACUGUGUCUCUUUGGAAGGAGAAGAGUGCCACCCAGUGGUGAUAAAUGGCACUACCAGCAUUAUAAGAUUUCAGUUCAGAUCUGCCGGACAUUAUUGCUUGAGUGUAAAAGCCCAGAAUAAAGUCAGCAGGUUGUCAGGACAUCAGAGUAUCACCGUCACCUCUCCAGGCGCGCACCCAGUCUGGUUUGUGCUCCCAUGCUGUGCGUUCAUUGCCAUCGCUAUUGGUUUCAUCUUCUAUACUUUAUUCCGAGCCGGCAGUCACAGCCCCUAUCAGAAGUCAUUGGUGGAGUUCCCUAAAGUUCCCAGUCCCUCAACCCAAAUUGCUUUAGAAGCUAAAUUGACCAGGUUGGUCCGAGCUCACCAACAAGCCCCUUCACUUUACCUUCUAAAAGCGAUCAAAGGUGUUAAACUACAGCUAAAUAUGCUACUCUCCAACAAUACAGAAAAAGCCCUCCGCUGGACAGCUUCCUACUACUAUAGAUAUGCCAACAAACCAGACAAGAUGCUAGCCCGCCAACUUAAAGCUAGACAGAAAAUCAAUCAGCACGCUGCCUUAAUAGGCUGCUCCCUGACCUCAUACAUAAAGACCAAGCGGGCUUCAUUCCCGGUAGAGAAGCCCCAGAUAACAUCCGAAAAAUCCUGA
This is a messenger RNA of Bufo bufo (common toad), 1521 nucleotides long. It is a transcript of the gene TMEM130, whose product is annotated as transmembrane protein 130. Lineage: Eukaryota; Metazoa; Chordata; Amphibia; Anura; Bufonidae. The record is from RefSeq and is a predicted model, not a curated record. Bases 43 to 1521 code for a protein of 492 amino acids. The transcript is spliced from 9 exons.